Molecule: messenger RNA, 929 nt
Organism: Salvia splendens (bonfire salvia)
Lineage: Eukaryota; Viridiplantae; Streptophyta; Magnoliopsida; Lamiales; Lamiaceae
Product: peptidyl-prolyl cis-trans isomerase FKBP20-1
Exons: 7
Coding region: 159-716 (185 amino acids)
Biological process (GO): protein peptidyl-prolyl isomerization
Cellular component (GO): cytoplasm
Molecular function (GO): peptidyl-prolyl cis-trans isomerase activity
Source: RefSeq, a predicted model, not a curated record
AGUGAAGAAUCUUUAUGGCCGAAACCCUCUUCUGCAUAUCUGCUGUCGCCGUCUUCCCCGCUCUCCCUUCAGCUUAUUAUCCUUCAAUCAGACGGCAAAGGAAGAACAGGUAGAGCUAGUAAUUGGUUGAAGAAGCAGCAAGUUGAGUGAUCAGAAUCAUGGGUGACACAAUUGAUUUGACCGGGGAUGGAGGAGUCCUGAAGACGAUAGUACGCCAGGCAAAAGCUGAUGCGCUUGGUCCAUCAGAGAGUAUUCCGCUUGUCGACGUUCAUUAUGAAGGCACCCUAGCUGAAACUGGUGAAGUUUUUGAUACUACGCAUGAAGACAAUACUAUCUUCACGUUUGAAGUGGGCAGUGGAAGUGUGAUUAAAGCUUGGGAUGUUGCGCUCAAAACCAUGAAGGUUGGGGAAGUCGCUAGGAUUACGUGUAAGCCAGAGUAUGCCUAUGGCAGUGCCGGUUCCCCACCUGAGAUCCCCCCAGAUGCGACGCUUAUUUUUGAGGUGGAGCUGGUCGCCUGCAAACCUCGCAAGGGUAGUCUAAGCAGCACCUCCGACGAGAGGGCAAGGCUGGAUGAGCUGAAGAAGCAACGGGAAGCAGCCGCUGCAGUAAAGGAGGAAGAGAAGAAGAAAAGGGAGGAAGCGAAAGCAGUCGCAGCUGCUAGGGUUCAAGCCAAACUCGACGCCAAGAAAGGCAAAGGGAAAGGCAAAGGCAAGUAAAAGAAGAUAUUAUGUGGAGAUGGUUGUAAUAAAGCUCAAGUAGCUGCACUAUAUAGACUAUAUAGCAACUGCUCCCUCUUCAUAAUUUCUUCCACAAUGGUGAAAACAAGUUUAUCUCUAUGAACAUUUUUGCCAAGUUUGUACGUGUCAAAAAAAUUACUAUUAAAUAAGGCAAUAUUUUAAUAUAUAGCAAAUUCAAUGUUUACAGCACUA